Molecule: messenger RNA, 2989 nt
Organism: Suillus clintonianus
Lineage: Eukaryota; Fungi; Basidiomycota; Agaricomycetes; Boletales; Suillaceae
Product: phosphatases II
Exons: 6
Coding region: 70-2763 (897 amino acids)
Biological process (GO): dephosphorylation
Molecular function (GO): phosphatase activity
Source: RefSeq, a predicted model, not a curated record
CUGACGUUGAGCCUUGGGCUAAGGUCUGCUAAGGUCGAGUUGUGUUCCACUUCCACCAGCUGCAGAUAGAUGGAUUCGAUCAGAGUCUCAAAGGUGGAAAAGGUAUUAUGCGGCAAGUCCGGCGGGGCUCAUUAUGGAUCUCUCCACCUCACUGCCCAUCACCUUAUAUUUCGGUAUGAGGAUUCUAAGAAAGAGGAGAUGUGGGUACCUUACCCGCUGAUAUCUCUUGUAUUGAAGCUCCCGCAAACAUUGCAUGGACAGAGCCCGCUAACGUUUCACACUCGGAUGUUUGAAACGUUUUCGCUGUCCUUCGAGAAGGAACGGGACGCCAUAGAUGUAUUUGAAAGUGUCAAAGAGCUGACCGUGUGUACCUCUGUCAACCAGUUGUAUGCAUUCUUCUACACCCCUAACCCGCCAUUCGAUGCUACGGGUGGAUGGUCAAUUUACUCUCCAAGAGAAGAAUUCGGCCGUAUGGGCGUUGGAACUCGUACGAAAGCUUGGCGAUUCACUGAUAUCAACAAAGACUACACUUUCUCCCCUACCUACCCGUCACGACUGGUAGUCCCGUCACGCAUUAGCGACUCAACGUUGCGAUACGCUUCCAAAUACCGCAGCAAAUGCCGAAUACCUGCACUCACAUACUUGCACUGGGCAAACGUUGGCAGCAUCACAAGAUCAAGCCAGCCGAUGGUGGGCAUUAAGCAGAACCGCUCACUUCAAGAUGAGAAACUCGUCGAAGCUGUGUUUCAGUCUCAUCAUUUCUCGGAAUUACGCCCAUCUGGACCCGUUUACGGUGCCACUAGCACAAAUUUGAUAGUUGACGCACGGCCGACUGCCAAUGCUGUGGCCAACACAGCCAAAGGCGCAGGCACGGAAAAUAUGGAUAACUAUAAGGACGCCAAGAAGGUAUAUUCAGGCAUAGACCACAUACACGCCAUGCGUGAGGCCCUUGCCAAGGUGGUGGACGUAUUGCGCGAGGCUGACAACGUCGCUGCAAGCGUUACCGGCAGCCUCCCCGGUGAAGCACAACAGCUUGUUGUUGUCGACCGGCAGGCGCUGCGUCGUUCUGGAUGGCUCAGACACAUGUCGAAUAUACUGGAAGGCGCAGCCCUCAUUGUUCGAAACAUUCACAUUAACUCGUCACAUGUCCUCAUCCAUUGUUCAGAUGGCUGGGAUCGAACAUCGCAGUUAUCGGCUUUGGCUCAGUUAUGCUUGGAUCCCUAUUAUCGCACAAUCCGGGGAUUCCAGAUACUCAUCGAGAAAGAUUGGGUAUCCUUCGGGCACAAAUUUUUUGACCGGUGCGGGCACCUGUCCUCCGACAAAUUCUUUACCUCGCUACCGGACACUGGGGGGACGAGUACUAGCGCUGAUGCGGCGCAGGCCUUCCUGGUUUCUGUCCAGAAUCGAUUCGCUUCCCAAAGCCACCUGAAGGAGACGAGCCCAUGUUUUCACCAAUUCCUGGAGUGCGUUCAGCAGCUGCAGCGUCAGUACCCUUCUCGCUUUGAGUUUAAUGAGCGCUUCCUUCGCCAACUGCUAUAUCAUCUCUAUUCGUGCCAAUUCGGCAACUUCUUAUACAAUUGUGAACGAGAACGACGAACUGGUGAAGAUGGCGUUGUUCCCUCAGAGCGGGCAGCUUGUAUCUGGGACUUUUUCAACUCAACAUCAGAGCUGGAACAGAACAAGAACGACGCAUACGAUCCCUCUUUGGAUGAUCCCUCAAGUAGAGAUCCUUCAGCUGACAUGGGCGUGCUCUAUCCGAAUUCCAAGGAUAUUCGUUUUUGGCACGAGCUUUAUGGCAGGACUGAAGAAGAGAUGAAUGGGAGGAUAAUUGUCUUUCAGACAAAGGAGGGCCCCGAAUUUACACCCCCAAGCGAUUCAGUGGAAGAUGACCCUGUCAAUUCAAUCAGUGUUCCCGCGGGAAUACCACUUCCACCGUCACCUGCCAGAACGCCAAAUCUUUCGAAUCCUUCUGCUGUGCCAUCCAGCGUUGCGUCUGAAACGCUGACUGCGGGCCUUCGCGGACUAUGGUCCUCAUUACCAGAUAUUCCUCAGAGAACAACUACAGACAAUGUCGCAGCUCCGUCCCCCACAUCAUUGCGGCCUUCUGGCCCUCCCCUUCGACCAUCAUCUCCAGGGAGCAUUUCUUCAUCCUUGGGUCGCACUCGGACGGCCAAUUCCGCGGAUGUGUUUUAUAACACCGGAGUGAGAUCAGUGUGGGGAAAAUUAUCCUCGAAUGCCACCGCGGCAUUCUCAGCGAUGCAGGACGCUUAUGAUGGAGUUGCGAAGGACUUCAAGGCGUUACCGAGGCCAUCAGGAGAUAACGAAGAUGGCCAAGGAAAAUUCUCCGAGCUUCAGUCUCGUGAGCGUCUUGGAGAUGGAGAUCACUCUGCUUAUCGUGUAACCAGCCAGGCAUAUCCUGCCGCCGGAUCAUCAUAUAACCCUUGGGAUAGUAUGAAACCGCAGAAGACUUCACAUGUCCUUCCCUCCGAUAAUCCCUGGAGUACUACUAGGUCAAGAUCGCCUAGACAAACCUCCUUGUCACAAGAUCUCUUCGAUGGGAAACCAUUACCGCUUGACCCAACAGUCGCACAUCCACCUCGUCGCCUGGAGUCAAACGACUCGUCAGAAUUCCGAAUAUCUGGGCAGAGCCAUAAUAUCGGUGUACCCUAUCUCACGGCUGUGUCUGAUGAAAGCCUUGUUAUAGAACAGGAAGAUCAACCUCCCUCGAUAAAUACAGAUCCUCUUGGUGUAGGAUUUUUGUAAUAAUUAGUUCGCUUGGCUAUCAGCCGCUAUCAAGCUUUCAGGACCCACGUUACAUAUGCUGUGAAGGCUCAAUUGAACUUUUUCCCUCCAUCAUAUCUGAAACUCAUGGGAAUCUGGUUAUGCCACGUUUGAGUCUGCUAUCUAUUGUGAGGACGUAACUGUGUUGUGUUUUGACAAGUGGAUGGCAGAGGAUGGCGUGAUGCACGGCUUAUGUAAGCCAUGUUGA